GAGAGAGAGAGAGAGAGAGAGAGAGAGGGAGAUUUUGUGAAUCUGUCUGGUGAUUUUUCUGAUUUAUUUCUUAUGGACGCUCAACUCCACCCUGUCUGUAGUUGAGGGAUAAACGAAUGCAUGGAGCAUGUUUUCGAGAAACCCUUAGGAUCUGUCGGAGAUGGGCUGAUAUUAUGGCAAUUUGGAAGAAGGACUUUUGCAUUGAAUGACAUUGCAAAUGGGCAAUGGCGCUGCGAUGGCUAUGGAUGUUAGUGCCAUGGAGAGGAGAUUGGAACCCACGAUCAAAAGGACCCGGACAAGAAGAGGAACGACACGUUCGGGCCAAUGAUCGGGACUACAAUGAGCGCUUCAAUUAUGCUGACAAUCGCAUCAAGACAGCAAAAUAUAACGUCUUCACCUUCCUGCCCACCAACCUGUUUGAGCAGUUUCAGCGUUUCGCGAAUGCCUACUUCUUAGUUCUCCUGAUAUUACAGUUAAUUCCAGAAAUCUCCUCUUUGUCCUGGUUCACUACCAUUGUGCCUUUGGUGUUGGUUUUGGCUAUCACAGCUGUCAAAGAUGCUACCGACGACUAUUUUCGCCAUAAAAGUGACCAACAAGUCAAUACCCGGCAGUCUCAGGUACUCAUCAAAGGAAAGUUACAGAAUGAAAAAUGGAUGAAUGUAAGAGUCGGGGAUAUUAUCAAACUUGAGAACAAUCAGUUUGUUGCUGCUGACCUUCUCCUUCUCUCCAGCAGCGAGCCCUAUGGACUUUGCUAUAUCGAGACCGCAGAACUUGACGGGGAGACGAACCUGAAGGUGCGUCAGGCUUUGACUGUAACCUCAGACCUCGGGGAUGAUGUCGCGAAGCUCGCCGACUUUAAUGGGGAAGUCAUCUGCGAACCUCCAAACAAUAAAUUGGACAAGUUUACAGGGACACUAUACUGGAAUGAUAAUAAGUACUCACUGGACAAUGAGAAGAUGCUCUUGAGAGGCUGCGUGCUCCGUAAUACUGAGUGGUGUUUUGGAUUGGUUAUCUUCGCAGGUCUCCAAACUAAGCUGAUGCAAAACUGUGGAAGGACGAAAUUCAAAAGAACAAGUAUUGAUAGGCUGAUGAACACUUUAGUGCUGUGGAUCUUUGGAUUCCUCAUCUGUAUGGGAAUCAUCUUGGCCAUUGGAAACACCAUUUGGGAGGAGAAAGUUGGCAGCAACUUCUGGGCGUAUCUUCAGUGGAACGAACUCACUAGCAAUGCAAUCUUCUCUGGCUUCCUGACCUUCUGGUCCUACAUUAUCAUCCUUAAUACUGUUGUACCAAUCUCACUAUAUGUUAGUGUUGAAGUUUUGCGGCUGGGACACAGCUACUUUAUAAACUGGGACAGACGCAUGUACUACAGCCCUAAGGACACACCUGCCGAAGCUCGGACCACCACCCUCAAUGAGGAAUUGGGUCAGGUGGAAUUCAUCUUUUCGGAUAAAACAGGGACCCUCACCCAAAACAUCAUGGUGUUUAAUAAGUGUUCCAUCAAUGGCAAGACUUAUGGCGAAGUUUACGAUGAAUUUGGGCAUAAAGUAGAUAUUACAGAGAAAACACCAUGUGUGGACUUCUCCUUCAAUCCGCUGAUGGACCGGAAGUUUCGUUUCCAUGACAGCAGCUUGGUUGAGGCCAUCAAACUGGAAGAGCCUCUGGUGCAGGAAUUCUUCCGACUGUUAGCGCUCUGUCACACUGUCAUGCCAGAAGAGAGGAAUGAAGGUGAGCUGGUGUAUCAGGCACAAUCUCCAGAUGAAGGAGCUCUGGUCACAGCGGCACGAAACUUCGGAUUUGUGUUUCGGUCCAGAACCCCAGAAACCAUCACUUUAUAUGAGAUGGGUCAACCGGUUACCUACCAACUACUGGCCAUUUUAGACUUCAACAACAUCCGCAAAAGAAUGAGCGUUAUUGUGAGAAACCCAAAUGGGCAGCUAAGGCUUUACUCAAAAGGAGCAGACACAAUACUCUUUGACAGGCUGGACCCGUCUAAUGAAGAGCUUAUGUAUACUACCUCAGAGCACCUUAAUGAGUUUGCCGGGGAGGGUCUGAGAACGUUAGCGCUCGCUUACAAAGACCUGGAUGAGGAUGUAUUUGAUGAAUGGAUGAAGCAACUCCUGUUUGCCAGCACGGCGCUGGAUAACAGAGAAGAAAAACUCGGGGCCCUGUAUGAAGAAAUAGAGCAGGGCAUGAUGCUGCUUGGUGCUACAGCCAUAGAGGACAAACUACAAGAUGGCGUUCCAGAGACUAUUGCCUGUCUGACCUUGGCCAACAUCAAGAUCUGGGUGCUAACAGGGGACAAACUAGAGACGGCAAUGAACAUUGGCUACUCCUGCAACAUGCUCAGAGAUGACAUGAAUGAGGUGUUUAUAAUCUCAGGUCACACCACGCUUGAGGUCCAACGAGAGCUCAGGGCUGCAAAAGAAACAAUCAUGGGACCCAGCAGAGAUAAAUUCAGCAGCGAUCCUAACAUGGAAAAGACAGAAUUAUACUCAAGUGACUCUGUCUUUGAAGAGACCAUCAUUGCAGAGUAUGCUUUAGUUAUUAAUGGACACAGUUUGGCUCAUGCCCUGGAGGCAGACCUGGAGCAGAUUCUGGUAGAUGUGGCGUGCCUGUGUAAGACUGUGAUCUGCUGUAGAGUCACUCCACUUCAGAAAGCUCUUGUGGUUGAGCUCAUAAAGAGGCAUAAGAGAGCUGUCACGCUCGCCAUCGGUGAUGGAGCCAAUGACGUCAGUAUGAUCAAGACGGCUCAUAUCGGUGUGGGCAUCAGCGGACAGGAGGGAAUGCAGGCGGUGUUGGCCUCCGAUUACUCCUUCGCCCAGUUCCGUUACCUGCACCGCCUCCUGCUGGUCCAUGGGCGCUGGUCCUACCACCGCAUGUGCAACUUCCUCUGCUACUUCUUUUACAAGAACUUCGCCUUCACGCUAGUUCAUUUCUGGUACGGAUUUCUCUGUGGAUUCUCAGCACAGACUGUAUACGACCAAUGGUUCAUCACACUUUUCAACAUAGUCUACACUUCACUUCCUGUGCUGGCCAUGGGCAUGUUUGACCAGGAUGUAAAUGAGCAGUUCAGCUUACGCUAUCCAAAUCUGUAUAGACCAGGACAACUCAACCAGCUUUUCAACAAGAGGAAGUUUUUCAUCUGCACACUGCAUGGCGUCUGCACGUCUUUCAUUCUUUUCUUCAUCCCGUACGGAGCCUUCAUGUCCGCUGUGCGGGAAGACGGCACCAACAUCUCCGAUCAGCAAGCAUUUGCCGUCACCAUAGCAACGUCUUUAGUCAUUGUGGUCAGUGUCCAGAUUGGCAUUGACACAAACUUCUGGACCGCUGUGAAUCAUUUCUUCAUAUGGGGAAGUCUAGCUGUUUACUUUGCAAUACUUUUUGCAAUGCACAGCAAUGGCAUUUACAGCAUAUUCCCAAUCCAGUUCCCAUUUAUUGGCACGGCACGUAACUCUCUAAAUCAGAAGUUUGUGUGGCUGGUUAUCUUCCUCACCACUGUUGUGUGUAUAAUGCCUAUGGUGGCCGUCCGAUUCAUCAAGACCGACUGCUAUCCUACGCAGACUGAUAAGGUGCGUUUACUUCAGCAGGCCACUAGGAGGCAGCGUCCUCAAGAGCAGAACCUCAGGAGAGUCCGCAGGACGAGUUCUCGACGCUCGGCGUACGCUUUCGCCCACCAGCAGGGAUACGGGGAACUCAUCACCUCUGGCAGGAACAUGAAGGUGCACACAUCUUCUACAUCCACGUACCCUCUGUCCUCUCCCGAAAGACGCCCCGCCACCAGGGAUUCCCUGAAUGAUACCACCGCUACAACAGGGGUGACCAACGACGCUGGAUUAAGGAGGGAAUUUGACCAAAGUCAAAAGAUAACAGUGGAAGACUUGGAGGACAGAUGAAGAACUGAAGAUACUUCGUAACUGUCACAAAGCUCCUUAAUGUGAGAAUUCGAUUUAGGACUCCUAAAGAUGCCCUUAAGCACUACUGGACUGUGGGGAAAUGGACACAGGAGACUCCAAAGAGCCAGCAUAAUAGAAAAGCACAGAUAACACUAAUUUCCUCAUUUUUACCCUCAUGCACAUCUGAUAACGCAUCAGUUUGUUUUGUAACGCUUCAUUGAAUUUGGAAAUGAACCUAAGUUUCAUUUCGAUUCAAUUUUGUCUUCUAUCUUCUGGCACAGAUUCACAACUGCAAUGUAUUCCUCAAAACGCACCUUUGUUUCCAGAUUUAAAAACUUCCUUUAAUGGAUCAAAAAGCAUUGCACACUAAUUCACUUACAGUUAUUUUAAGGAUUAGAAAAACUAAAUCCAAGUCAAUAGUGGUGGAUAUAAUUUCAACAUUUUGUAGAGUUGUUCUACAAAAAAUCAGACUGCAUAAAUAUCAGGGAGCAAAAACGUACAAGUUACAUGUAAAAUAUGACCUCUUAGUCUGAUAGAGGCGAUGCAGCCAUCCACAUCGGUAAAUGAUUUCGAAUGCACUGCACAAAUGUUUUUCCUUUAAUCUUUAAAGGGACACUCCACUUUU
Molecule: messenger RNA, 4518 nt
Organism: Paramisgurnus dabryanus
Lineage: Eukaryota; Metazoa; Chordata; Actinopteri; Cypriniformes; Cobitidae
Source: RefSeq, a predicted model, not a curated record